AUGGACUUUGAGAAGAACUUGCACCAAAGUGACAUCGUCACGUCUGCCUCGGGUGUCAUAGCACUGCUAAACGAAGAAGAAGCAAGUUUGAAAAUCUUCGGGUUGGAAAAACUGAAUGCAAUUGUAGAUGUGUAUUGGCCCGAAUUAGCAGAUUAUAUUUUUAAAAUAGAAGAAUUAUGUGAGGAUCAGAAUUUCGUUGGAAAAGAGCUAGCCAAUUUGGUGGCUAGUAAAGUUUAUUUCCAUUUGGAAAAAUAUCCUGAAGCGUUAAAGUAUGCACUUUGUGCAGGCAAGCUGUUUAACAUAAAUGAAAAGUCGCAGUAUGUAGAAACAAUGCUAGCCAAAUGUAUAGAAAAGUAUGUGGAAAUUCGUGAGAGGAAUUAUGAGGGUCAAGUUACAAGCAGAAGUAGUAACAGCAGCAACAAACGUAGUGCUAACCACCACAACAACAAUGAUGUGAACAUGGAGCAUAGCACUGUUCAUCAGGGGGAUGGGAGUAUUAAUGAGGCAAACAACGAGAUGAACCCUAACAAUUACGUGGAGGGAGGUUCCUAUACCACUCACAUGGGGCCUGACAAUACAUACAACAGAAGCAAUUUCAACCUCUACAAUAACCAUGAAGGUAAUAAUGAAAAAAUGGAAAGCGAUACAGAUAUUUUUAAGGAAGACCUAAAUGAUGAAAUUCACCAGAAGAUGGAAAUUUUCGUGGACGAAAUGUUAGAAAUUUGCAUGCAGAAUAAUAGCGUUAAGGAAGCCUUAGGGGUAGCGCUAGACGCUAGAAGACUAGACAAAGUAGAAUACAUAAUUGUAAAUUGUCCUAAUAAGAUUGAAAUCUUACAACACUCUAUUACAAAUGAAAGGUAUAUUAAUACGACAAAAAAAUUUAGAAAUGACUUCUUCAAACUGCUAGUGAAAAUAUACCUUUCAAUGGAUCCAGAAGAAUUAAAAACCGAAUACAUAAAUUUGUGUGAAUGUUUAUUUUACAUUAACGAUUAUAAAAAGGUUGCUGAAAUUUUACUAAAUUUGAUUAACGAUUAUCAUUUGAUGGCAUAUCAGAUUUCCUUCGAACUUGUAGAUUUGGAAAAUCGAACUUUUUUAAAGGAUAUUUUAAAACACAUUAAAGAGAUUUUGAUACAGAAUAAGUCCUUUUACUAUGGGGAGCACAGCUACUCCGGGGAAUCGAAAAAGAGGUCCAACCUCCAUUUGGGUGGAGACUGUGCUGCGGAUGAUGCGGUCAAGGAAGAGGAGGUCCCCAGCACAGAUCCACAGCAGGAGGAGUCUGCACCGGGGGAGGCCCAGGACGACUCGGAGAAGAAAAACGCAGAUGAGGGGAGCGGUCAAGACAGUGCUCCCAAUGGGGCAAAUGCUGCUAACGCUGCUAACACUGGCAACCCGGCCAACGCGAACACUAGCGGCGGCGUCAACAACAACCUGCUGGGCAGCGAGGAGGACAAGCAUAGGCUCUCCGAUGAUAUCCUCAUGUACAUAAGCGAGAACCACAAGCUGUACGAUAAAGUCAAAAAGCUGGUGUACAUAUUGACAGGAAAGGUCACCAUAAAUUUGUAUAUGGAAUUCCUGCACCGAAAUAACCACGCCGAUUUAAUCCUACUAGACAGUUACAAAAAUGUAGUAGACUCUAGAAGCAGCAUCACCCACCAUGGGAUCGUCAUAGCCCACGGGUUAAUGCAGACAGGCACAACAUGUGACGUCUUUUUGCGCUCCAACAUUGAGUGGUUAUCCAAGGCGAUAAAUUGGGCUAAAUUUUCUUCCACAGCGUCUCUUGGUGUGGUGUACAAAGGACAUGUGAAUGAAUCAUUUAUCGUUCUCUCAUCACAUCUACCAUGCAACGACGUGACGAGACAAAUUACAAACACUCUGAACGUAGGCAUAUCGCCCAGUGGAGUUUAUUCAGAGGGGGGCUCCCUAUAUGCCCUUGGGUUAAUACAUGCCAAUUAUAACACAAAUGAUAAGAAAGUGAAAAACUUUUUACUAGCUCAAUUAAAAUUAAAUGUAAACGAUGAAGUGUUACAACAUGGUUGCUGCCUAGGGUUAGGGUUAGUGUGCAUGGGAGAACAUGAUGAUGAUCAUGUAUAUGAUGAGUUGAAGGGGGUCAUGUAUUCAGAUUCAGCAGUGGCAGGAGAAAGUGCAGCUUAUGCAAUUGGCCUGUUAAAACUUGGUAGUGGAGAUGAGAAAUGCGUGGAUGAAUUGUUAGCCUAUGCACAUGAUACGCAACAUGAAAAAAUAACACGGGCCUGUAGUAUUAGUCUAGGGUUUGUAAUGUUCCAAAAGGAAAAAGGAGCUGAUGCAUUGAUUGAAGAAUUAAUUAACGAUAAAGAUGCCAUUAUACGAUACGGAGGAAUGUUUACCAUUGCUAUGGCGUACUGUGGUUUAUCUAGCUAUAAUAAGCAUAUAAUAAAAAGGCUAUUGCACUUUUCCGUAUCAGACGUAAGUGAUGAUGUCAGGAGAGCAGCUGUUAUAGCAUUAGGUUUUGUCUUGUGUAACAGUCCAUCUCAAGUUCCCAUGUUUUUAAACCUCUUAAUUGAAAGCUACAAUCCACAUGUACGUUACGGGGCUGCACUUGCACUAGGAAUCGCAUGCGCUGCGUCAGGAAAUGAAGAAGCUAUCAAUAUGCUCAUGCCAAUGCUAACCGAUACAACUGAUUUUGUAAGGCAAAGUGCAUUCAUAUCUUUAGGCCUAAUUUUCCAGCAAUCAAAUGAACACGUAAAUCCAAAUUUUAAAAAAUACAAAGACGAAAUUAUGCGUAUUUUAUCAGACAAGCAUGAAGAUAUUAUUGCCAAAUUUGGUGCCACAGUAGGUGCUGGUUUGUUAGAUAUAUGUGGAAGGAAUGCCAUUUCGACCUUCUUCACAAGAAGAGCAAAUAUUAUUAGACCACAGGCAGCUGUUGGCUUUUGUUUAUUUAGCCAACUGUGGUAUUGGUUUCCGCUGAUCCAUAUGAUUAGCUUGACCUUCCUUCCGACUUGCUUAAUUGGAUUAACUGAAGAUUUGAAGGUCCCCAAGAAUUUCUCCGUCCUCUCCACUUGCAAAAAUCAGACAUUUGAUUACCCCUCCUUUUUAAGCAAAGAAAAAGCACAAGAGAAGAAGGAAACCGUCACGGCUGUUUUGUCUACCACUGCGAAAAGGAAAACAUUAAAAUUGAAGAAGCAAAAAAGUGAGAAUAAAUUAGCCAAGGAAAAAACUGCCCAGGAUGACAACAGCUCCGUUUUAUCUGAUGGUAAAUCUAUGAAGAAUUUGGAAGUCCUCAGCACGGCUGCUACCGUGGGCCAGUCCAGUCACGUGUCCCAUGCGGAGAGCGUCGAGGGCAGUGCCAAUGACGACACGACGAAUGAGCAGGCCAACGAGGCUAGCAACUUAUCCAACUUGCAGAAAAUGAAGAAGACCGACACCAAGGGCAAGGUCUCGACCAUCCAGUCCAUCAACAACACGGUCGACAUGAAAAACCCUUGCAGAGUAAUCAAAACGCAGGAAAAGUUCAUCGAAUACCAGGCCAACAGCAGAUUUAAGCCCAUCCUUCCCUCGCGAAAAUCGGGCUUCAUCAUGCUUGUGGACACGACACCCUCGGAGCCGUCCGACUUCAUCGAAAUAAAUCUCGAGAACACCGCGAAGGAGGCCCCUCCCUUUGAGCCCUUCGCGUGGAAGGAAGAAAAUUGA
This is a messenger RNA of Plasmodium fragile, 3666 nucleotides long. RefSeq lists its product as uncharacterized. The coding region runs from base 1 to 3666 and encodes 1221 amino acids. Gene Ontology annotation, cellular component: proteasome regulatory particle, base subcomplex; nucleus; proteasome complex. Gene Ontology annotation, molecular function: enzyme regulator activity. NCBI's taxonomy places the organism in Eukaryota, Apicomplexa, Aconoidasida, Haemosporida, Plasmodiidae. The transcript has 3 exons. Gene Ontology annotation, biological process: proteasome-mediated ubiquitin-dependent protein catabolic process; regulation of protein catabolic process. The record is from RefSeq and is a predicted model, not a curated record.